GCCCGGCGCUGCCCGCGGCCGCGGGGCGGCCCAAGAUGGCGGCGCUGGGGCUGCUGCUGCAGGCGGCGGGGCCGCUGCGCCUCUGCCGCGGCCCCCGCGGGCCCUGCGCGGCUCCCCGCGGGCUCUGCUCGGCUCCCCGCGGGCCCGCCGAGCCCCGCCGCGACGAGGAGGACGAGGAGGAGCCCGAGGCGGCGCAGGAUUCCAGAGACUUACUAAAGGAAUUUCCACAGCCUAAAAACUUGCUCAACAGUGUGAUUGGCCGAGCCCUGGGCAUUUCCCAUGCAAGGGACAAGCUGGUGUACAUCCACACUAAUGGGCCAAGGAAAAAGAAAGUCACUCUGCACAUAAAGUGGCCGAAGAACGUGGAGGUGGAGGGCUAUGGGACCAAGAAGAUCGAUGCGGAGCGGCAGGCGGCGGCUGCGGCGUGCCAGCUCUUCAAGGGCUGGGGCCUGCUGGGCCCCCGGAACGAGCUGUUUGAUGCCGCCAAGUACCGGCUGCUGGCCGACCAGCUGGGCUGUCCCGACGAGCGCUGGUGCCCCGAGGGCAAGUGGCGCUCCAAGUCCGGCCCCUCCCUCGCCGACCUGUCCACCUGCUGGCGCCGCAUGGAGCCCGACGAGGCCAUCCAGCCCAUGGAGCAGGGCAGGAUGCCCAAGGCCAUGAGGAGGGAGGAGCUGGAGGAGGGGGAGCUGGAGGAGGGCGAGCUGGAGGAAGGGGAGCUGGAGGAGGAGGCCAUCGAUGUCUCGGAUUACCUGCCCAUGGCACAGCAGGACGCACGGACCCCGGGCAGGGACCCCAGCCGAGGAGGGAGUUCCAUUGAAAUGACAGAUGACAACACCGCCAUCCGUGCCCUGACGCAGUUCCCACUUCCCAAAAACCUCCUGGCCCAAGUGAUUCAGAUUGCAACCUCUUCCUCCACAGUCAAGGAGUACAUGCAGUUCCGCACCGUGGGCACCAAGACCAAGAUCUGCAAGCUGACGCUGCGCUGGCCCUGCCCCAUGACCUUCGCUGCCAAGGGCCGGCGCAAGGUGGAGGCCGAGAACAAGGCAGCAGCUCUGGCCUGUCAGAAGCUGAAGAGCCUUGGCCUGGUGGACAAGAACAACAACCCCCUGAGCCAUGCCAUGUACAACAUGACUUCCCUGCGGGAGCUGGGCGAGAACCAGAGGAAGCCCUGCCACAUCAAAGUCCCUGAGGCCACCCUGCGCAAGAUUGAGAACUACCUGAACCACUACCCCGUGGACAUCAGGGAGUCCAGGCCCCGGAUUGCCGACGACAUGAUGAACCUGACCAAGGAGUCGGGCGCCAUCAGCGACGCCAUCACGGGCAAAACCUACAUCCCCAUGCUGGAAGCCGAGGAAGUGCGCCUCAGCCAGAACCUGCUGGCCCUGUGGAAAAGGAGAGGAGCCUCGUGGCAGGAGAGCCACCCGCUGCCGGUGGACCCUCACAAGGACACCAUCCUGUCGGCCAUCGAGCAGAACCCGGUGGUGGUGAUCGCGGGGGACACGGGCUGCGGGAAAACCACGCGCAUCCCGCAGCUGCUGCUGGAGCACUACAUCCUGGAGGGGCGCGGCGCGCGCUGCAACGUGGUGAUCACGCAGCCGCGCCGCAUCAGCGCCAUCUCGGUGGCGCAGCGCGUGGCGCAGGAGCUGGGGCCCAACAUGAGGAAGAACGUGGGCUACCAGGUGCGGCUGGAGAGCAAACCCCCCGCCCGGGGAGGGGCCCUGCUCUUCUGCACCGUGGGCAUCCUGCUCAGGAAGCUGCAGGGCAACCCCAGCCUGGAGGGCGUCAGCCACGUGGUGGUGGACGAGGUGCACGAGCGGGACGUGAACACGGAUUUCCUGCUCAUCCUGCUCAAAGGCAUCCAGAAGCUGAACCCCGACCUGCGCCUGGUGCUGAUGAGCGCCACGGGGGACAACCAGCGCUUCUCCCACUACUUUGGGGAUUGCCCCGUGGUCAAGGUGCCGGGCUUCAUGUACCCGGUGAAGGAAUACUACCUGGAGGAGAUCCUGGCCAAGCUGGGCCGGCACCGGCACCGGCACUACGAGAUCAAGCAAUCUGACGAUGAGUGUGUCCUGGACCUCGACCUGAUCACCGACCUCGUGCUGCAGAUCGACGCCCACGGAGAGCCAGGUGGGAUCCUGUGCUUCCUCCCUGGCUGGCAGGAGAUCAAAGGGGUGCAGCAGCGGCUGCUGGAGAUGCUGGGCUCACAGAACAGCCGCUACCUCGUCUUGCCAGUGCACUCCAACAUCCCCAUGAUGGACCAGCAGAACAUCUUCCAGAGGCCUCCACCAGGUGUCAGGAAGAUUGUCCUGGCCACCAACAUUGCAGAGACCUCCAUCACCAUCAACGACAUCGUGCACGUGGUGGACAGUGGCACGCACAAGGAGGAGCGCUACGACCUCAAGACCAAGGUGUCCUGCCUGGAGACCGUGUGGGUGUCCAAGUCCAACGUGGUGCAGCGGCGCGGCCGCGCCGGGCGCUGCCAGUCGGGCUUUGCCUAUCACCUGUUCCCGCGCAGCCGCCUGGACAAGAUGCCCACCUACCAGGUGCCCGAGAUCCUGCGCACGCCCCUGGAGAACCUGGUGGUGCAGGCCAAGAUCCACAUGCCUGAGAAAACGGCAGUUGAAUUUCUCUCCAAGGCUCUGGACAGCCCUGACAUUAAAGCUGUGGAUGAAGCCGUGAUCUUGCUGCAGGAGAUUGGAGUGCUGGACCAGCGGGAAGCCCUGACCACUCUGGGCAAACGCCUGGCGCAGAUCUCCACGGACCCUCGGCUGGCCAAGGCCAUCGUGCUGGCCUCCAUCUACCGCUGCCUGCACCCGCUGCUGGUCAUCGUGUCGUGCCUGACCAGGGACCCCUUCAGCAGCAGCCUGCAGAACCGUGCUGAGGUGGACAAGGCCAAGGCCGUGCUGAGCCGGGAGAGCGGCAGUGACCACCUGGCGUUCGUGCGGGCGGUGGCGGGCUGGGAGGAGGUGCUGCGGCGCAGGGACAGCCGCGCCAGGGACAACUACCUGCAGGACUACUACCUGUACGGGCCCAGCCUGCGCUUCAUCAACGGCCUCGUCAAGCAGUUCUCUGAGAACCUCUACGAAGCGUUCCUGGUGUCGUCCCCGUCCGACUGUACCAUGCCCUCGUCCGUGUGUAACCAGUACAGUGAGGAGGAGGAGCUGGUCAAGGGCGUCCUCAUGGCUGGGCUCUACCCCAACCUCAUCCAGGUGAGACAAGGCAAGGUGACGCGCCAGGGCAAGUUCAAGCCCAACAGUUACGCGUACCGGACCAAGGCCGGCACCGUGCUGCUGCACAAGUCCACCAUCAACAGGGAGGCCUCCAAGCUCUACAGCCGCUGGCUCACCUACUUCAUGGCCGUCAAGUCCAACGGCGGCGUCUUCGUGCGCGACUCGUCGCAGGUGCACCCGCUGGCCGUGCUGCUCAUGACUGACACCGACAUCCACGUGCGAGAUGACGGCUGGCGAGCGACGGUGUCGCUGACGGACAGCGACCUGCUGGUGCUGGAGGGGGACUCGUACACCAUCCGCCUGCUGCGCGACUUCCGCGUCUCCCUGUCCAAGAUGGUGGAGACGUGCCUGUGCUACGAGAUGGCCGCCAUCCCCGGGGACCUGCACCACCAGCACAGCCAGCUGCUCGACAUCCUGGUGGAUCUGCUCAAGGGCCCUCCCGGCAGCUUCGGCUCGUAGGCGGAGCCGCAGCCUCGUGUGGGGACUUGUAAUUUGUAUAAAGAUGUUCACAAAUGUUUAUUUAAAUAAAGUUCUAUUUAUCCCUUGUGAA
Oenanthe melanoleuca is the source of this 3780-nucleotide messenger RNA. It is a transcript of the gene DHX30, whose product is annotated as DExH-box helicase 30. Gene Ontology annotation, molecular function: DNA helicase activity; ATP binding; G-quadruplex RNA binding. The record is from RefSeq and is a predicted model, not a curated record. NCBI's taxonomy places the organism in Eukaryota, Metazoa, Chordata, Aves, Passeriformes, Muscicapidae. The transcript has 19 exons. Gene Ontology annotation, cellular component: nucleus; intracellular anatomical structure; cytoplasm. The coding region runs from base 36 to 3689 and encodes 1217 amino acids.